Molecule: messenger RNA, 495 nt
Organism: Microthlaspi erraticum
Lineage: Eukaryota; Viridiplantae; Streptophyta; Magnoliopsida; Brassicales; Brassicaceae
Source: the annotation of a GenBank genome assembly
GAUGAGUUGCGAGAAGAGGAGCCUGAACUCGAUCGAGCAGAGGAUCGAGCUGAGGUUCGAGCUGAGGAUCAAGUUCAGGAGAAUGAAGAUCUGGGUGAGCCUGAGUGUUACUAUUUUGAAGAAUAUGAAGCUCCAAGGAUGAACCCCUCUGUUGUGGCUGCUCACAAGAGGAUUGGACUUCUUCAAAAGUUCAACAAAUGGCAAGGGAAGGCCAUUGAAAAGAUGCAAAAGUCCAUGGACAAGAUGGUGAGCAAGAUCAAGAGUUUGGAGAAGAAAGUUUCUGGUUCUUCAUCCAAGAAGAAGAAGGCAACCAUGGCCCCCACAUUCCUAGGAGUAGAUCUCUCCUCACCACUCCAAGGAGGCUUCAUACCCAAGAGCCUCACAGAGCCUCAUCAUUUGUGCCAAGGGAAGGAGAAGACAACUCGCAGAGAAGGAGGAAGAGUUCCAAGGCUCGACGCUCUAACUCGACCACAUGACUCGAUCAAGUCCAAAUAG